CAUUCUGCUUAUCGGGCAUUGCAAUCGCCACCGGCUGUGCUCGUUGUGUGCUGCCGUGGCCAUCCAUGUUGUCUCUGCGGCUGAUGACUUCGAUGAUUUGACCUUGGCCACUACAUCCUCGGCGAGGAGGGGAGGAGAGUGGCAUCGACAGAGGAAGGCAUCAAGAAACAGGAGAACCAGGUGGGAAGACGAUUGAAAGAACGCUGCCAAGGAAAUAGGAACGGAGAGAGAAAAGGGAGGAAGGAGUGUAAUGAACGACAGCGAGGACAAAGGGAGGGAGAGAGAAGACAGGGAAGGAGAAAGCUAGAAAGUCGGGAGGGAGGGAGGGGGUAAGAGUGUAAUAUACACAAGGACGUAGGAAUGAGAGUGUAAGGAACCAAAUGGAGGCAUAAGAAGGCUGGAGAUGGUAAGAAGGAGAGAGGGAGGGGCUAAGGAAGGAGUAAGAGGCAGGAAGGAGUGUGGUCUGGAUGCAGUUAUGUGCAUUUGUAGGUAUAAGUAGCAGACAUAAAAGAGUGAUAUUCAGAUAGGGAAAAUAGUGAGAGUCAAGGGGAGGACAUGAGCGGAAGAGAAGGCGGGAGGAGUGGUGGUGAUAGCUGGGACUCGAUCGGUUUACCUUCUGCUGAAGUACUCUUUUUCCCAAGAUGGCUUUCCCUUUGCAUUAUCGUCCUGGCGACGUAUUGACUUAUAUGUGCUCGCCGGAAUUCUACGGAAUCGUGGAACCCAAUGUGUACAGAUCCAACGCUCUUUAUUCCAUCAACUUUCCAUUUGUGAAGCGCCUGAACCUGAAGACAGUGCUGUAUCUCUCACCAGAGGCGCCCAUUCGUGCGGUCACACAGUUUUUAGAGGAGACAGGGACAAAGUUCAUACACUUAGGGCUCAAGGCGUGGAAACCCUACGUGACGUGGAAACCGAUCAGCGAGGAACUAAUUAAGGAGGCGCUGGAGAUCGUGCUGGAUAGCAAUUCGCAUCCGGUGAUGAUAAUGUGCGCUUCGGGAGUGCACCAGACAGGUACCCUCGUUGGGUGUCUUCGCAGACUGCAGAAGUGGAAUCUGACGUCGGUUAUUGGAGAGUACAGAAGAUACGCGGGAAGCAAGGCAAGAUACGUUAACGAGCAAUUCAUGGAAUUAUUCGAUGAGGAUCUGGUCACACUGCCUCCCAAUUUGCCUCCAUGGUUCAUAGAUCAGCGGAGGAUGAUGGCAGAGGAAGAAGCUGAGUACGAGAGAUUGCAUGGUGGUGGAGGGAAUGACGACGAGACAUCCUUGUCAAUGGAGGGCAUGCUACCUGAGGAAGAAGAUAACCCAGUGUUUAUCGUUACGCAAUCGACGGCGGAGAUGCGCCGAUCGUUGGCAUUAAAAUCACGAGCACGAGCAGCAGGAGAAGGGUUAGAGCGUAAAGGAGGAGGAGGAGGAGGAGGAGGAGGAGGAGGAGGAGGAAGUGACGAACGAAGGAAGGUCACGACAAGUAGAUUGAAAGUCAAGGGCAAUGAUGCACGAUUAACUGGAAGUGUGCAGAAUCUGCGGGGUAAGGAGCUUUGGGAUGAUGAUGAUGAUGACGAGGAGGAGGAGGAGGAGAAGGAGGUCGAGGAGGAUGGUCAUUGUCAUGAUCAACAGCAGCAGCGGCAAGAAGGUGGUGAAGUUCCCUCAUCCAUCCCGACAGGGACGAGUAGAGAAUCCUGUUCGGUUGUUCGGGAGCUAAUUGAUGUAAAUACGAUGGAGGAAGAAAGGGGAGGAGGGGGGAGGGAAGGAGGAAGGGGGGGAGGGGAGGGAAGGAGGUGUGUUGUGGGGGGUGGUGAGCAGCGAGUAGAGGACGGAACGGGAAGGGUAGGAGGUGGGGAUGCAGAACGCGGUAGACGAAAGCAUUAGCAGCAGCAGGAGUAGGUUUUUAUUUGCUUUAUUUUUCUGUCUCCUGAGUGAUUUGGAGUGGAUAAUUUUUUGUUUGAUGACGAGCUCGUUAUAAUUCAACUCAUAAUAUUCAUUCAUACUCGGCGACAUUGCCAUCGGAUUCUUCAAUUCAUUGAUUACAUAAGGACUCUCAUUCAUGCAGCAUUUUUUUGGUGUGUGAUCGUCUUUUGUCAAAUAAAUCUGUCCCAUGUUC
This is a messenger RNA of Chara braunii, 2094 nucleotides long. Lineage: Eukaryota; Viridiplantae; Streptophyta; Charophyceae; Charales; Characeae. The record is from the annotation of a GenBank genome assembly.